Daucus carota subsp. sativus is the source of this 3210-nucleotide messenger RNA. Its product is annotated as pullulanase 1, chloroplastic. The transcript is spliced from 28 exons. Gene Ontology annotation, biological process: carbohydrate metabolic process. The record is from RefSeq and is a predicted model, not a curated record. Gene Ontology annotation, molecular function: pullulanase activity. Lineage: Eukaryota; Viridiplantae; Streptophyta; Magnoliopsida; Apiales; Apiaceae. Bases 46 to 2898 code for a protein of 950 amino acids.
CUCAUAAAAAACAACUGUUGAUACUACACUCUAUGUGGCUCACUCAUGUCUCUCUCACUUUCAACUCCACUCCUUUUCCUCUCAACUCACCGCGACUCACAACGAGUUCACUCACUAACUCACCCUCGAAACACACUCACAGCCUCCUUCACUCGGCCCAGACUCAGUACUCGCUCAGUUUCCAAACCCAAACGUAAAGUUCACACCUUUUUCUGCUCAGUCAUGCCCAUUGAAGUUUCUUCUCAGGUUACGUUAGAGCAAUCAAGAGCAUAUUGGGUCAGUAAAUCAUUAAUUGCUUGGAAUGUGGAUGCUGUUGACGGUUCUUGUUAUCUGUAUUCCAGCAGGAGGGCUAGUUUAUCUGCAGUAGAUAACGGAAUUGAAGGUCAUGAUAUGAAAAUCAAGCUUGAACUUUGUACCGACGGGCUUCCAGAAUAUGUGAUUAAAAAGUUUCCUCAUCUUCGAGAGUAUAAAGCUUUUAAGGUCCCACCUGAUUUGGUUGCUGAAGAUCGACUUAAAUGCCAAUUAUCUGUUGCCAUAUUCAGUUCUGCAGGAAUGUUAAUUAGUGCUACUGGUAUGCAAUUACCUGGGGUCAUUGACGAAUUAUUCUCUUAUACUGGUCCCCUUGGUGCUGUUUUCUCAGAUGAGGCUAUCACAUUUUACUUGUGGGCCCCAACUGCUCAAAGCGUGCAUGUUCUUGUCUAUGGAGAUUCAGUUGGGGAGGAGCCCUUAAAAAUUGUCCAGCUAAAAGAGACGAAUGGGGUUUGGACUGCUUAUGGGCCAAGAUCUUGGGAAGGCUGUUACUAUGUCUAUGAAGUUUAUGUUUAUCAUCCUAGCACCUUACAAAUUGAGAGAUGCUUAGCAAAUGAUCCUUAUGCUAGAGGGCUCUCUGCUGAUGGAAAACGGACAUUGUUGGUCAAUAUUAAUUCUGAUGCCUUUAAACCUGAAGGAUGGGAAUCUUUGGCUGAUGAAAAACCUGAUAUUGUUUCUUUCUCUGACAUCAGUAUAUAUGAAUUGCAUAUAAGAGAUUUCAGUGUUAGUGACAAUACUGUGGAUCCAGAAUUUCGUGGUGGUUAUCUUGCUUUUACUUCCCAGGAAUCAGCUGGUAUAAAUCAUCUGAGGAAAUUGUCAAAAGCUGGCAUCACGCAUAUUCAUCUGUUGCCAACCUUCCAGUUUGACGGUGUGAAGGAUGAGAAAGAUAAAUGGAAGAGUGUAGCAGAUACGCAGAUGCUCGAGUCUUUACCACCAGAUUCAGCUCAGCAACAAGAGUACAUAACAGCUAUUCAAAAUGAGGAUGGAUACAAUUGGGGAUAUAACCCUGUCCUUUGGGGAGUGCCUAAAGGAAGUUAUGCAAGUAACCCAAAUGGUCCAUUGCGUACGAUUGAGUUUCGGAAGAUGGUCCAGGCACUCAACCGCAUUGGUCUCCGCGUUGUGCUGGAUGUUGUUUAUAAUCAUUUGCAAGGAAGUGGUCCUUUUGGUGAAAAUUCAGUGCUUGACAAGAUUGUUCCAGGUUACUACCUGAGGAUGAACACCAAUGGUCAAAUUGAGAACAGCGCAUGCAUGAAUAAUACAGCAAGUGAGCAUUUUAUGGUCGAACGUCUUAUUAUUGAUGAUCUUUUAUGCUGGGCAGUUGAUUAUAAGGUUGAUGGCUUUCGAUUUGAUCUUAUGGGUCAUAUAAUGAAACAUACAAUGGUGAAAGCAAAUAAUAUGCUCCGGGGUCUAUCAAAAAUUAAACAUGGAGUUGAAGGUGCAAAAAUAUAUAUAUAUGGAGAAGGAUGGGACUUCGGUGAAGUGGCAAAAAAUGGCCGUGGGACAAAUUCAUCACAGUUCAACAUUUCUAACACUGGUAUUGGGAGUUUCAACGAUCGUAUUCGAGAUGCAGUUCUUGGUGGAUCUCCAUUUGGCCAUCCUCUUCAACAAGGUUUUGUCACAGGUUUGGGUUUGCAGGCUAAUGGUCAUGAUCAUGGUAGCAAAUCUGAUGCAGUGCGUACUCUUGCUGUAUCAAAGGAUCAUAUUCAGGUUGGAAUGGCUGCAAACCUAAAGGACUAUGUGCUUACUGAUUGUGAUGGGGAAGAGGUUAAAGGAUCUGAAGUUAAAACAUAUGAUGGGGUACCUGUUGCAUACGCUUCUUGCCCCAGUGAAACAGUGAACUAUGUCUCUGCUCAUGACAAUGAAACCCUAUUUGACAUAAUAAGCUUGAAGACUCCAAUGGAUAUAUCUGUGGAUGAGAGGUGCAGGAUAAACCAUUUGGCAACAAGCAUAGUAGCACUUUCCCAGGGAAUACCAUUUUUCCAUGCUGGGGAUGAGAUGUUGCGUUCAAAAUCAUUAGACCGUGAUUCAUACAAUUCUGGAGAUUGGUUCAACAGGUUGGAUUUCAGCUACAGUUCUAAUAAUUGGGGUGUUGGCCUUCCUCCAAAAGAGAAAAAUGAGAAUCACUGGCCGCUCAUAAAACCCCGACUGGCAGAUCCAUCCUUCAAGCCAUGUAGUCGUCACAUCCUUGCUGCUGUUGAAGAUAUGUUAAACUUGUUAGAAAUUAGAUACUCAUCACCUCUCUUUCGAUUGAGAUCUGCUAACGCUGUUCAGGAACGAGUACGAUUUUACAAUACUGGUCCAUCAUGGAUCCCCGGACUCAUAGUAAUGGGCAUCGAAGAUGGUCAUAAUGGUGUUCCAGGAUUGUCUCAGCUGGAUAGCAUUUACUGCUAUAUUGUUGUGGUGAUAAAUGUAUGCCCAACCGAAGUCUCUUUCUCCAGCCAUGCAUUACGAGCAAAAAGUCUCCAACUGCAUCCAGUACAAAUGAAUUCAACUGAUACUAUUGUCAAGAAAACAACUUAUGAUGCCUCUGCUGGCCGCUUCAAGGUGCCUUCCAGAACAACAGCUGUUUUUGUGGAGUGUAGAGAUUAAAUACAGUGGAAACAACUCACGAGGUGAUUAUAACUAUGUUUUGAGUGAGAAUUCAUGUGAUCAGCUAGGCAAGGAGGUGGUCUAUUUAAUUUAAUUUCAUCGUGCAACUUCAGAAGUGCAUAAAUGAGUUAAAGCCGUCCAUGAGAAAUAAGCUGUGAAGCUGUCCAUGACAACUGUUUGCGAAAAAUAAUAACUUAAAAAUUGAAACACUGUCAGUCUGUCAUACAGUUGAAUCUAUGCUGAACAAGGAAAUUUUGUAUAUCUGAAUUAUCGUCUUAACUAAAGUUAUAAUAUCAUUUUGUUGGACUAUUA